AUGAAAGGGACAUUGCAUUAUCCACUAGCAUGCUACAGCUGUGCUGCUGCACUGUCCAGUCGGUACAGCGGCAGCAGCUUUACAAUUAUAGAGUUGACCGAGCAACAGCUAGGGGACCUGAUUCCAUCUGGUCCCUCUGAAAGCGUAUCUGGUCCCUAUCCAGCUCCUCAUCUGAAUGACAUUUUGAGAGAGAUUUUGGAGUUGAAAAAGUCAGGGAUGUUGAAGCAGAAGGUGAUAGAGGAUAAAGAUCAUGAUGAGGGAGAUUUGAAGAGGAUGAAAACAAAUUUUGAGGAUUUGUGUGAUGAGGAUAAAAUUUUGGUGUUCUACAACAAGUUGUUGAAUGAGUGGAAUCAAGAACUUGAUCACGAGACUGAUAACCGGAAGGAAGAUCAGGGGGAAUCUAUUUCGAUGGUUGCUACUUUUAUGCAGCGUGCUAGGGACUUGAAUCCGUUAUUCAAUCUGUGCAGGAAAAGGUUACUUGCUAAUGACAUUAGGAGAGCACUAGUUGUGAUGGUUGAAUGUUGUAUGAAUAGGGAAUAUAGUGCUGCAAUGGAUCAAUACGUUGAUAAGAUAGCAAUUGGUAAUGCACCUUGGCCUAUUGGGGUUACUAUGGUUGGUGUUCAUGAACGAUCAACUCGUGAGAAGAUUCACACAAACAGUGUUGCUCAUAUCAUGAACGAUGUGACGACUGGGAGAUUCAGCAUUCCGUUAGAAGACUGGUCACAUUCUGCCAACGACUCCACCCACUAUGCCAUCCAAGUCUGUGGAGUUCAAUAG
Lycium ferocissimum is the source of this 777-nucleotide messenger RNA. RefSeq lists its product as uncharacterized. The transcript has 2 exons. Lineage: Eukaryota; Viridiplantae; Streptophyta; Magnoliopsida; Solanales; Solanaceae. Gene Ontology annotation, cellular component: U5 snRNP; U4/U6 x U5 tri-snRNP complex; U2-type post-spliceosomal complex. Gene Ontology annotation, biological process: RNA splicing; generation of catalytic spliceosome for second transesterification step. Bases 1 to 777 code for a protein of 258 amino acids. The record is from RefSeq and is a predicted model, not a curated record.